Molecule: messenger RNA, 1185 nt
Organism: Dryobates pubescens (Downy woodpecker)
Lineage: Eukaryota; Metazoa; Chordata; Aves; Piciformes; Picidae
Gene: CCDC90B
Product: coiled-coil domain containing 90B
Exons: 9
Coding region: 1-762 (253 amino acids)
Cellular component (GO): mitochondrion
Source: RefSeq, a predicted model, not a curated record
AUGAGGGGGUCCUGGCGCGCUGCCGCCCUGCUCGCCUGGGGCGGAGCUGCCCUCUCGGGCCCGCUCCGGGCCCCGCUGCCUCCCGUUCCUCGGAGAGGUUGGGCUGCCACGGCUGCUCGGAAGACUUACGACGUCAGAAAAGUUGAAAUCACUCCCCUGGAGCAGAGGAAGGUAACUUUUGAUACCCAUGCUUUAGUGCAGGAUCUGGAAGCCCAUGGCUUUGGGAAGGAGCAGGCGGAGACCAUCGUGUCGGCGUUGAUAACUCUGUCAAAUGUCAGCCUAGACACAGUCUAUAAGGAUAUGGUCACACAGGCUCAGCAGGAAAUCACUUUACAGCAGAUAAUGGCACACUUGGACUCCAUUCGGAAGGACAUGGUCAUCCUGGAGAAGAGUGAAUUUGCCAACCUCAGGGCGGAGAAUGAGAAAAUGAAAAUUGAAUUGGAUCAAGUGAAACAGCAGCUAAUGAAUGAAACCGGUAAAAUCCGAGCUGACAGCAAGCUGGACAUCAACCUGGAGAGGAGCAGAGUGACAGACAUGUUUACAGAUCAGGAGAGGAAACUGAUGGAAGCAACUACAGAGUUCCAUAAAAAAGAUUCAAGCACCAACAGUGUCAUCUCCGAGAUCAGCAAUAAAAUCGACACCGAGAUAGCCUCCUUGAAAACGCUGAUGGAGUCGAACAAGCUCGACACGAUACGCUACCUGGCAGCGUCGGUGUUCACUUGCUUGGCAAUAGCGCUGGGGUUUUACAGGUUCUGGAAAUAGGUCUCAGUGGAGGGACUGCAUGAGGGAGAUGGAGAGCCAGCCACCCAGGCAGCCUCACUCAAGGAUCAUGUUUACGCUGGAGAUAACCUUGGGAUCGUUGUGUUUCGUUGCCCUUGCUGUGUGCUAGGAAUGCUGCCGGAGUGCUUAACACUAAAGAGCAAAACAGCUGGGAGGGGAGCUGGGCACAUAGUAGUAUCCUCUGGUCCCCUACUGACUGACUGUAUUUAUUUCAAAGGCCUUUGUUGCUUACUGUGGUUUAGAAUUAAUCUUGUUUCCUUUUUGGAACAUCCUCACUCUCAGCUCCUCUCAAAAGGGAAAUGUUCAAUGUUUGGGAUGCCCGUGAAAUGGAAACACUUGUUCCCAAGUUAGUGUGUCCCACGUGGGAAUGCUAAUGCCAACAGAUCUAAUCUGAUGCAAGUACAU